Messenger RNA from Xylaria bambusicola, 2578 nucleotides. RefSeq lists its product as uncharacterized. Bases 31 to 2301 code for a protein of 756 amino acids. Lineage: Eukaryota; Fungi; Ascomycota; Sordariomycetes; Xylariales; Xylariaceae. The record is from RefSeq and is a predicted model, not a curated record. The transcript is spliced from 3 exons.
ACAUCGUGUAAUUUUUGUUGAAGUAGAACUAUGGAUGCGUGGAAAGGUGUUCUCACGUCAAGCCAGCAACCGGUCUACGUGGGACAGUGGACUAACUGGUCCCGUGGCCCUAUAUUCGGCGCGACUUUAACUGUUACCCAACGAGACGGCAAUCUCAUAAUUGCAUUUGCUGCAUUCUUCGUCACUAUCGUGGCAUCGCGCGCCUGGAGAAUCAUUUGCGUGUCCUGUCAUCAAGUCUUUUCAAGCAACAAACCUCAAGACGCCUUAUAUCAUCAACGACAAGUCAUUCUUCGCAACUCAUCCUCACCACAGUCAACAUUAUGGAGUUUAGUACAGCUCGGCUGGGGGCCUAAGGGUUCCUCAAUAAGAAAGGUUGGGAAGACCACAGGACUAGUGUCUCUUGCUCUACUAUGUCUUGCAAGCUUCACUGUCGUGACCUACGUUUUGCCAUACUUGUCUUCAUCUGCAGGUGACGAGGUCUUGCUUCAACCUGGACGGUGCGGGUUCUUAGAUACCUCGCUGAUUACGGAUGCUACAGAAUAUAACGUUAUAGUUCCGCCACUAAUCGCGAACUUAGUCACCAAUGCAGCGAAUUAUGCUACACAAUGUUAUGCUAAUAGCUCGGGAACACUUGGCUGCUCAGGGUUCAUUAAGGAUCGCAUUCCGACCCUUGCUCAAUUCAAUGCGACCUGUCCAUUCCAAGAGGGCGUGUGCCGGGGAAACGCGUCGAAUUUAUUUCUGGACACUGGUUAUGUUAAUUCUCAUGAUCACUUCGGUUUGAACACGCCUUUGAAAGAUAGGAUUUUGUUCAGGAAAACAUUACACUGCGCUCCCUUAGUGACAAAAGGCUAUACAACUACUUUCCAAUCACCCUCUGGGAACUACACUCGCUAUCAUCAUGGAUUUUUCAUUGUUGGCCCUGAGCGCUCUAACAACUCACUUUCAGACGGUCUCUACAUGAUCGAGGACCUUGAAGAUCAGUAUAAGUUCCGCAACGCUCUGGGAGGGUUGUAUCCUAUACCCACUGCGAACUAUCAGAUCGAUUCGUUCGGAUGCCGUGUGGAGAACAGGUCGGCGAUUGAUGGCUCCGAGUACGUUCCGUCAUCUAAGCUUCGUCGGCCUGAUGGUGAUGCUUAUAUUUUCUAUCUUUCUGGGAACGGCGUUCAGUUUACCGAAAAAUCGAUGGACACCUGGUAUAGGGCCAUUAAGCCAACAGCAGCGAUUUAUUCACCAGCCUCCAAUUCUACUCACCAGCCAUUUAUAUUUGACGAGGCAGCGUCUCCUCUGAGCUGUGUAGAGCAACAUCAAUUCUGCUACGAGGCGCUUCCCAAAGGAAAACAGUGUGGGCCGCUAGCUAGUCUAGUCGACUCAUUUUCGGCUGCGUUUGAUAUGAGCCCAUCAGAUGCAGCUCUUGGAAAUCUCGUCUGGGUUAUCGAUCAGACUUCGGGCACUUCUAUAAGUGAAGUGAUCAACACCCUUGGGGCCCACGCACUGACUUCUCAGCGCAAUUUAAUCGCUGGCAAUCAGGGCCCUAUACCUGCAAACCAGUGGCAACAAGAUGUAACCCACUGGUGGGCCACGUCCUUGGCUGUUCAGCAAAGCAACUUUAUUGAGAACGUUGUCGGCCCAUCUGAUGCACGACUUUACCCCUAUGUCACCCCUCCUCAAGACUCUACAGUCUGUUCAAACCAAAAAAUCCGAAACACUGCGUAUACAUCUUUCAGCGUCUUCGGUCUAUACGUUUUGUUUCUCAGCGGGAUAUUACUUAUCAUCAUCUCAUAUUCGAUCGAGCCCAUUCUCUCCUGUUUCCACCGUAGAGGAAAGUAUAGUCAGUAUAAGUAUCUUGAGUGGGUUACAAAUGAAAGCCUUCAGCUGCACCGGCUUGCGCAUGAAGGCAUCGGUUGGGGCACGUGGUCACGGGCCACCGAAGAUGUGCCGAUAACUAAACAGGGCCAGGUCCUGGGCUGCCUAGAUAUCACCGAGCCCCUUCAUCCAAGACUAUACACACCCACAUCUAGUCUUGAAGACGAUGCUUAUAUGGAAGAUAUAUCAAGUCUUGCUCCAGAGCGGCCAAUUUUGACGGAAACUGCACAAAACAUCCAACAACUGAGCGAAGGAAAUGUUGAGUCUGGAAUUCCAUCCUUUACUGCGCAGGAAAGAGGUGAGACUCGGUAUUCAAGGAGAUCCAACUAUUCGGGUACUUCAAUUUCCGCUGAUGUCAUCACGCCGGCUUAUGAACCUGGGCGAGCUUCAAGGGGUGAAAGGAUGUCACUACAUCCAUCACUAAAUACUACCCGAUAGGACGUGUCUCUAUUAUGAUUGCUGGCUCAAUGAUAAGACAUAGCGAUUUUUACGAAUUCAUUGGAUUAUGUUAGCUCUUUUUCUAUUUUCACAUGAGUUGAGGUAUUUGUGUCAGCAAAGACUUCGCCAUAUUUUACUUUUAUACUUGAGUUCUAGCUUGAAGAUAGUCUAUCAACACUUACUUUCAAUGAUCUAUGCCUAAAGCAACUUAAUUCGCAUAGUACUCUUUCGCUUAUUUUGAAUAUAAAUAGCUAACUAUUUUUAUUUAUUGAAAUAA